GAGAGUGUUAUUGAGGAACGAACCGGAGAAGAGCAGAUGGAACUACUUCACUCCUUACCGUCUUUACUCAACGUUUACAGUCUAUCCGGUUUUGCUUUAUAAACUUCCGGCGUGUUCACCGGUGAUUCUGUGGAUUUAUAUCAGUUAUGUGGGAGUUAUGGGACGCGCUGCGUUGCAGGAAAGAAAAGAGCCUUUAAAUCUCAUCGUCCGCUGUUUUUCUCUCCGCCGCGCUCGGUAACCCGAUACUCCGACUCGCACUGUUACAUACCGAUACCGAUCUGUUUGGCUGGAUUUUUCUGUACCGACUGGGAUCUUCAGCAUCAUUCUGAGGGAGAAAAUGGAAGCUGUUAUGGAGAAAGAGUGUAGUGCUCUGGGAGGGCUCUUUCAGGCCAUUAUUAAUGACAUGAAGAGCAGUUACCCUGUCUGGGAAGACUUCAUCAGUAAAGCGGGAAAACUGCAGGCUCAGAUAAGGACGACGGUAAUGGCUGUGGCCGCCUUCCUGGAUGCCUUUCAGAAAGUAGCCGAUUUGGCCACAGGGACACGAGGAGGCACCAGAGACAUCGGCUCAGCUUUGACCAGGAUGUGUAUGAGGCACAGGAGCAUCGAGGCUAAGCUGAAGCAGUUCUCAACGACAUUUACUGACUGCCUCAUCAACCCUCUUCAGGAGCAGCUGGAGGAGUGGAAGAGAGGAGCUAACACACUGGAUAAGGACCAUGCCAAAGAGUAUAAAAAAGCUCGGCAGGAGAUUAAAAAGAAAUCCUCAGACACCCUGAAACUUCAAAAGAAAGCCAAAAAAGCAGAUGCACUAGGGAGAGGGGACAUUCAGCCUCAGCUGGACAGUGCCGUCCAGGAUGUGACAGACAAAUACUUUAUGCUGGAGGAGACGGAGAAGCAGGCAGUGAGGAAGGCGCUGAUCGAGGAGCGAGCUCGCUUUUGCAUCUUUGUCUCUAUGAUCCGGCCCGUUGUGGAUGAGGAGAUGGCCAUGCUGGGUGAGAUCGUCCAUCUUCAGACCAUUGCCGAGGACCUCAAAGCUUUGACUAUGGACCCCCACAAACUGCCCCCUUCCAGCGAGCAGAUCAUCCACGACCUAAAGGGUUCAGAUUACAGCUGGUCCUACCAAACACCUCCGUCAUCUCCAAGCACCACCAUGUCCCGGAAGUCCAGCAUGUGCAGCAGUCUGAACAGUGUGAACAGCAGCGACUCACGCUCCAGCGGUUCACUGUCUCAUUCGUCCUCCCCGCUCUAUCGCUACCACAGCAUCACCGUGCCGCAGCAGGUCCCAGCCCGCCUCGCCAGUGUCUCCUCACACGACUCGGGCUUUGCCUCGCAUGAUGCGUUCCAGUCCAAGUCACCUUCUCCUAUGCCCUCUGAGCCCGUCACUCAGCUGCCUUCCAGCUCUGCUUCGUCGGAUUCCUCUGAAUCAGCUCAGUCGGUCAGCGAGUGCAGCUCUUCCACUGAAAAGCUGUCAAACGGCUACGACCACUACGGCCCUGCAGAGGCCCCGUACCUUUCUGGAGUGGUCUUCCCCUUUCCUCCAAAUACCUCCUCCCCCUCCUCUUCCCCUUCAUACUCUUCCUCCACUCUGAGGUCGUGGUCGAGGCCAGGCUCAGCACUGAUACCUGAUUACCCCCAUUACUCCACGCUGACCCCUGGCAUGCUCCCCCCAUCCUCCAAGAUCCCCAGCUGGAAGGACUGGGCUAAACCAGGCCCAUAUGAUCAGCCUAUGGUGAACACACUGAGGAAGAAAAAGGAGCCAAAGGAGGCGCUGGAUUCAAACGGCUCAUACCAGCCGACCUUAAACCCCACCCAGCCGGAGGACAAUCAGUUAACCAGGAGCAUCUCUAAUACACCACAUGUCAGUCAUGAGGUGCAGGUUCAGCAGGAUUUGGCUUUGGCUCUGUCUUGUGGUCUGCAGUUGGAUGCUCAGCGCUCCAGCAGAGACUCACUCCAAUGUUCCAGUGGAUACAGCACUCAGAGUACCACACCCUGCUGCUCUGAGGACACCAUCCCCUCUCAGGUGUCCGAUUACGAUUAUUUCUCCGAGCAGCCGGACUUUGAUAAAUCCUCCACUGUCCCACGGAACAGCGACCUCGGCCAGAGUUACCGCAAACUGUUCCAGACCAAACGUCCCGCUUCCACCGCAGGAAUCCCCUCGGUCCCUGCAGUCCCGGGCGUGGCCACCAUCCGCCGCACCCCUUCCACCAAACCCUCUGUGCGCCGGGGCACUGGCCCUGUCCCCAUCCAAACCCCCGUCAUCCCUGUCAUGACCCCCACCGUACCCGACUUCAUGGGAGUUGAACCUAAUGAAGAAGUGGAGCCAAGCGAUGACAUGGAGCCGGAAUCCGUACUGCCGGUGGAGUCGUGGAGCGGUCAAGCGUCCACUAACCCCCCACCCCUGUCUGCUGCCUACGAAGGGCAUGAGGGUGCUGUGGAAGAGGAAGACACCAUGCUACAGUCCAUUAGAAGAGGAGUCCGACUGAAGAAAACCACCACCAACGACCGCUCAGCACCACGCAUCCCAUAAUAUAAGUCCAGGUAUAGGAAUGCUUGUGUGGCAACAGAGGAGUGGAGAGCACACUACAUUUACACUUGGCUAAUAAAGAAGAGACCAGCGCUCCUGUCAUUAAUUUAUUUUUCUUUCAAAACAUUCUUUGGUGCCCUAUUUUCUGGACUAUAAGCACACUGAAAUUCCACAUAAAAAAAAUAUAUAUAUUUACCACCUCAGUAUAUAAGUCACUCUAAUGUAGCAGCACGUUCUACUUCCAGUUAUGUGCUUGAGUACCCCCUACAGGGAUAGCGCAGUUUAGUGUUUGCCCUGUUAGUGUUGCCAUAGUAACCGUCUUUACCGAAGCCUAAUAAUCCAACGAUGUCUAACACUAAACUGGUCUUAUUCAGUUUAUCACUCCACAAAGCUUUAUGUUUGUAACGAUAAUCGAGUUAACGUAUUAAUUCACUUUAGAGGACAGCAAAGAAAAAUGCUAACUUUUAGUUUCAAUUGACGAAAAAGACGUCAAAAACUAAAUUGCAUGCAGCUACGUGAUGAUUAUGAUGUUAUGAUUGAUACUCCAGUUUCAAAUAAUUACUAAUUGAAAAGAGAUACAUUUGUUUAUGAUGUUAGCAUGUAGUUUCUUUCUGGUGUCUUGUUUUCAUCCCGCAGUAACACAGUUACAUAAACUGAGUUAAUAUGUACAAUCGGUAUCAAACGUAUAAAAUAUAUAUAUGACGUGUUGUCAUUCAUCGGAAAUUUUAGUUAGAUGGCUGUGGUUAAGCUAGUUACUGUGUACGAGCUUUCAUGUUGUGUUAUGUUAGACAAAUAAAUGUAACCAAACAACGAUUUUCUACUAGUUUACUACUUGCGCAAUAAACACUAACAACGUACAAAACGAGUGAUUAAUGUAUGAUUUUAAACAAUCUCUACAUGAGCGGCUGCCUACUGAGGGACCUGGCUUCUGAUUGAAACACAGCAAUUGCAUGUGUGUAGAAAACAGCGUUUUCUUACUCGAGAAAUUCUGCAUUAUUUGAUUUAAAAAGCUAAAAGUGAUGCUGCUAUAACUAGGCUAAUAGCUAAUCUGCGAUCAUAAGGACAGAAAUUAAUGAAGUAUUAGGUUUUGCAACACUAAUGUGUCUUACAGUUCAGAAAAUACAGUUUAUUCCUUUUUUUUUAUUAUUAUUAUUAUUGUUUUGUGUAUUGCUUGUAUCACUGCAUCGCUCAUCGCUUUAUAGGACGUGAACUGAUGUCCGGUUUAAUUCUUCAAAACAAUGAUCUGUGGAUAGAGUAAGUAUUUGUCAUGAUGACAGAAAAGGUUUAGUUUAUAAAGUGUUAUAAAGUUGUUGUUUAUUUGUGUUUUUUUAUUUUACCUUUUUCUCUACAUAUAAUACAACAUUUUGAACAUAUUCUCAUUAACCAUAUAAUAAUCUACAAUACUAACAGUAUGUUUUUUAUGUUUUUUAUUAAUAAAAUUAUUGUGCUAAAAAUAAUCUAAACUCAACCGCUAUUAGCAAAAAAAUUAUGUUUGUAUAAAAAAAUUACAAAGUAAUUGUAAAUAGUGACGGGGCCGAACAGCGACUUUUAAUUUAUUCAUCCGCUUGGUAAAGUAGAUCCCGUACUUUUCUCUGUGAAAUAUUGUAUAAUAUGUUAAUACACUAUGAGGUAAAACAUGUAGAAAAGCACACACACACACACACACACACACACACACACACACACACACACACACACACAUGUCCAGGUUCAUUUCAUAUAGUUUUAUUUUGUUUAAAAAAGCAAACACAAGUGAAGUUUUGUCAUCUUUAACUUACAGAAUUCAUUACAUAUUAUUUUAUUUCAAUUUUGGUGCUGUUUUUUUUUUUCUCUCUCUACUACUACUUACUGUUAUAUUUGUGUGCGGAUUAAAUAAAUCACAAUUCUCUUCUCUCUUCAUCACAACACUGAGUAAAAUAAAGCAUUGUGUUUGGAUUUGUUUAGUUUAAACUGUACAUGUGUGUCGGAUUAAUAAGUGGCUAGCUUGCUAGGUGGCCAUCUUGCUUACUAGCUAGCAGGCUAAAGUACCAGAUUUGUCAGCUGGUGACAGAAAAGCUCGUUUGAAAGCUGAAAUGAAAAUGUUGUUAUAUUUUUUUGACAUAUUAAAUACUUUAUUCCUUCA
Molecule: messenger RNA, 4643 nt
Organism: Silurus meridionalis
Lineage: Eukaryota; Metazoa; Chordata; Actinopteri; Siluriformes; Siluridae
Product: protein MTSS 1-like
Exons: 16
Coding region: 338-2524 (728 amino acids)
Biological process (GO): plasma membrane organization; adherens junction maintenance; positive regulation of actin filament bundle assembly
Cellular component (GO): actin cytoskeleton; cytoplasmic side of plasma membrane
Molecular function (GO): actin binding; phospholipid binding
Source: RefSeq, a predicted model, not a curated record